GCGUGUACAUCCAGCAGUUCCUUAAGCCCAAAAACAAAAAAUCUCUGUGCUUCCCAUUCUCCAUCUCGAAAUCCCAAUUCAAUCGUCCCUCAAAUUACCCUAAUUUCUGGUUUUCUUCUCACCAAAUUCUCACAAACCUCUACGAAAUCCUCAAUCUCUUGUUCCGGAAAGCGGAAAAACUUGAGUUUUCGGAGGUUAUAUGAAAUUUGUUUUUGGAAUCACCAUUUGUGGAUUCAAUGGAUCGAGAGGAGAGUAAUUUGUCGCUAGCAGAAUACAAACCGUUCAAUUACAGGGUAGUGAAUGGUUCAGGUAAUAUUCAUCAUCAAACGACGUCAGGUUGGCUCGAAAUUCGGCUGUUCUACGUCCGAAUCACGCCGUGCGCCGUGAACACCGUGCCGGAACAUUUAACGCUGCGGAACCUACGCCGUGAAAUCGGCGUGUCACUCGAGAUUAAUGGAUUUAGGGUUCCGUCAGCUAACACUGCUUUAGUAACGUUACGAAGGGACCGUGUCGACAAGGAGUCGUCGGAAGUGACGUAUGUUAGCACCGAUAAUAUUAGGGUCACUGGGGCGAUUGAAUUUGAGGUGAUUGAAAACGAAGGAGAUGACAGGGAGAUGAUCUUGUGUGGGUCUUUGGAGAGGAUUGAACCAACUUGGAGCAAUGGGAGUUUAGAUAACGGCAAUACUCAUACUCAUCAUCAUCACAAUCACAAUAACAACGGAUCAAAAACAGGUUGGAGUAUGGAUUUCUACGCUGCAAAUUUGUCAAAGUUUGGUACUUCUUCCCCGUCGAUCGAAGUUUACAUUGCAGGAUGUUGCUCCUCUGUACCAGUGAUAUUGACCAAAACUAUUCAAGUUAGUCCCCGGAGACGCGGUGGUUCAAGACAUGGGAUGCUCCAUGCUAUUCCGGAGGAUGAAGAAGAAGUCGAUAAGGAACCUUUGAGGGACAAUGGGGUUCUCCGGCAACGCAAAUUACCGCAGCAUACAUCAGGGGAAGAAGCCGAUGGGUAUGAAUCAGAAGGUAAAGUAGGGCCAAGCUAUUAUUCAGAGGAGAUGUAUUACGAUGAAGAUGGACAGCUUACAUGGUUCAAUGCCGGUGUAAGAGUUGGAGUCGGAAUUGGCCUCGGAAUGUGUCUCGGAAUCGGCAUUGGUGUCGGAUUGCUCAUGCGCUCAUAUCAAGCAACCACACGGAAUUUCAGGAGGCGAUUCUUUUGAGGUUUUUUCUCACUUCCCACAUCUUCAAAAAUGGCAAACUAACAUACACUGUACACACUCUGGAUUUUGAAUAUCCAGUAGUAGUCCCUAUAUGGCAAUCCAAUUCCACCCUCAAAUGGAGCUUCUUUGAGAGACAUAUAUAAAGAUAAAUGGAGCUUUUUUUUGAUAUAUAAAGAAGUAGUAGCACGGAAAAGUAAGUUAAUGGGUUUGCUCGAAAUGUUGUUUUUGUAGCUAGGUUUUUUUUCACUCUGAGUUUUGUUUUUAAUGUAUAAUCUCCCUGUGGCACCAAAACCCCUUUGUUUUUGCCAAUGACUUUUCAUUUCUUGUAAUAAGUGGAUCUUCUAUGGAAUCUCAAUGAAUAAUGCACAGUGUUUUUGGGGUUGUA
This is a messenger RNA of Lactuca sativa (garden lettuce), 1599 nucleotides long. Its product is annotated as Erythronate-4-phosphate dehydrogenase family protein. NCBI's taxonomy places the organism in Eukaryota, Viridiplantae, Streptophyta, Magnoliopsida, Asterales, Asteraceae. The record is from RefSeq and is a predicted model, not a curated record.